Messenger RNA from Thlaspi arvense, 2493 nucleotides. Lineage: Eukaryota; Viridiplantae; Streptophyta; Magnoliopsida; Brassicales; Brassicaceae. The record is from the annotation of a GenBank genome assembly.
AUGCAGCAUGAAGAGUCCAAAAGAUCAUCAUCUUCAUCAAAACCAAUUUUCCUGGAGAAGCAUUCGCUGCUUGUGGAUAUGCCGGACUCCACGGCGGAAGUCUCCGUCGCCGUUCCGCUACUUCCCUCCCUCCGUCACGCAACCAACUCUUCCUCUCAAGUCGCCAUCGUCGGUUCCAACGUCUGUCCAAUCGAAAGCCUCGAUUACGAGAUCGCCGAGAAUGAUUUCUUCAAGCAGGAUUGGAGAGCUCGCAGUAAGACACAGAUUUUCCAAUACGUGUUCAUGAAGUGGCUGCUUUGCUUUUUCAUCGGGAUCAUCGUUAGUCUCAUCGGAUUCGCCAACAAUCUCGCCGUCGAGAAUCUCGCCGGCGUAAAGUUCGUCAUCACUUCUAACAUGAUGUUAGCCGGAAGUAUGGGGUUUUUCGUUUUCACCGUUACAAAUCUACUUCUUACUCUCUUUGCGUCGGUGAUUACUGCUUUUGUUGCGCCUGCUGCGGCCGGUUCCGGUAUACCAGAGGUUAAGGCCUAUUUGAACGGUGUAGAUGCACCAGAGAUAUUCUCAGUCCGCACUUUGGUCGUUAAGAUCAUUGGGAACAUAUCUGCAGUGUCGGCUUCUCUACUCAUAGGUAAAGCAGGGCCUAUGGUGCACACCGGUGCUUGUGUUGCGUCCAUACUUGGUCAGGGCGGCUCCAAAAGAUAUGGACUGACCUGGAAAUGGCUUAGAUUCUUCAACAAUGACAGAGACCGAAGGGACCUUGUAACCUGUGGUUCAGCUGCUGGUAUUGCUGCCUCGUUUCGUGCCCCUGUAGGUGGUGUCUUGUUCGCGCUUGAAGAGAUGUCAUCUUGGUAUGUCAAUGUUAUUUUUGAGCUCAACGUUGCCGUUGUGUUGUGGAGGAGUGCACUGUUAUGGAGAACCUUCUUUUCAACAGCUGUUGUGGCAGUUGUCCUCAGGGCUCUUAUUGAUGUGUGUUUAAGUGGGAAGUGCGGUCUAUUUGGCAAAGGAGGCUUAAUAAUGUUUGAUGUCUAUUCAGAAAAUGCGUCAUAUCAUUUAAGAGAUGUUCUUCCUGUUCUUUUCCUUGGAGUUGUCGGUGGUGUUUUAGGAAGCUUUUACAACUUUCUGCUGGAGAAGGCCCUGCGUGCUUACAACUAUAUAUAUGAAAAAGGAGUUGCUUGGAAAAUCAUAGUCGCUUGCGCGAUAUCAAUUUUCACGUCCUGCCUACUUUUCGGAUUACCAUUUCUUGCGUCAUGCCAACCUUGCCCCGCCGGUGCCUUAGAGGAGUGCCCUACGAUUGGCCGGUCUGGCAACUUUAAGAAAUACCAAUGCCCACCUGGUCACUACAAUGAUCUAGCUAGCCUCAUCUUCAACACAAACGACGACGCCAUCAAAAACCUCUUCAGCAAAAACACGGACUUGGAGUUCCAUUAUCUGUCGGUUCUUGUGUUUUUCGUCACCUGCUUCUUCCUCAGUAUCCUCAGCUAUGGCAUUGUUGCUCCAGCAGGGCUCUUUGUACCCGUUAUCGUAACGGGAGCGUCGUAUGGACGCCUUGUAGGGAUGCUGCUUGGUUCAAACUCAAGUCUUAACCAUGGCCUGUUUGCUGUGCUCGGUGCUGCAUCGUUUCUUGGCGGAUCAAUGAGGAUGACAGUUUCCUUGUGUGUGAUUCUCCUUGAGCUGACAAAUAACCUGCUGCUACUACCUAUGAUGAUGCUCGUCCUGCUGAUUUCUAAAACAGUUGCUGAUGCUUUCAACGCCAACAUCUAUAACCUCAUCAUGAAGAUUAAAGGGUUUCCUUACCUAAACAACCAUGCCGAGCCUUACAUGAGGCAGCUUACAGUAGGUGAUGUAGUCACAGGCCCGCUUCAAGUCUUUAAUGGCAUCGAGAAAAUCGAGACUAUUGUACACGUUCUCAAAUCCACCAAUCACAAUGGCUUCCCUGUGGUUGAUGGGCCGCCACUCGCUCCAGCUCCUGUUCUAUACGGUUUGAUUCUCCGGACUCAUAUUCUGACUUUGCUAAAGAAGCGAGUGUUCUUGACUAGUCCAAUGGCUUUUGACUCCAAGACCCUUGCCCAAUUCAAGACAGAUGAGUUUGCUAAGAAGGGUUCUGGGAGGGGAGAUAGAAUAGAAGAUGUGGAAUUAAGCGAGCAAGAGUUGAAUAUGUAUCUGGAUUUACAUCCAUUCUCUAAUGCGUCUCCUUACACUGUUUUGGAGACCAUGUCAGUUGCAAAGGCCCUUCUCCUCUUCCGUGAGAUUGGUCUAAGGCACUUACUCGUCAUACCAAAAAUCUCCAACGCACUAAAAUAUGAGAUGGAAAGUUUAAGGAACUCGAGUCUUGUCUCUCUCUCUGUAUCUCUGAUAGCUCUUGGUUACUUGAGACCUCCACUGGUGGGUAUAUUGACGCGGCAUGACUUCAUGCCGGAACAUGUACUAGGCCUGCGUCCGUCCCUGUCCCGGAGCAGGUGGAAAAGGCUUCGAAUUCGGCUGCCUUUCCUCUCGUAA